AUCAUCGUGCAUCUUCAAAGCCUAAAUUGUACACCUUCCUAUAUAUACCUAUCCUCCAGAGGAAGAAGAAGGAAACAAAAUCUGGCGCUCGGUGGUUGAGAGAAUUUUCGCUUCCCAACAUUGUCCUGUGCUCGUUCCGCGUCGUCGAAGAGCGUUUCGACAACCUCGUCGCCUGCAGAGAGAACGAUCUCGGCUCCCACUUCGAAAUGGCAAAGCGCAUCCUGCUCCUCCCGCUGGCGUGCCUCCUGCUGCAGCAGGCCUACGGCUGGGAGAACACGCACCUGUUCGGCGACGUGUGCUGGUCGAACGGCUCGAGCGUGCUGUGGCUCCACCGUGGCGAGCUGCCGUCGGCCGUGGUGGGCCUGCGGUACCCGCUCGAAACGGCGCACAACUGCAGCUUCGCCGUGGCCAGCGACAGCGGCGCGCUCAUCGUGGUCGUCCGGCUGCUCGACCUGCGCCGGGAUCUCAACGGCACCUGCCUCGACCACGUCGCGCUGGAGGAAGGACCAGGCGGCCGCCCUCUGAUCUUCGAGGGUCCCCGAUGCUGGGCGAAGCAAGGCGACGACGUGAUGCACGCCCUGGCGCGCGGAGUCGUACACGUGCGCCUCAGCGUGACGCCGCCGGUCGAGCGCGUCUACAGGGGACUCAACAUCGCCUUCACCACCUACUCUCACGGUCGCGACACCUAUAGCCUCGUGCGCAAGACGCGUGACAUAGCGCGCAUCUCGCUCAAGAGAGCGCUGCAGCCUGCCCUUGUCGUGUAUGAUGAACGGUGUAUGGUCGACGCAGGCAACCUGUGCGACUCGGAAGAUAUGUUUCGCUGUGCCACGGGUGGAGACGUGUGCAUCCCGCGCCGGCUGACCUGCAACGGCAUCAACAACUGCGGCGACGACAGUGACGAGCCCAAGCACCUGAGCAGCGAGCACUGCCGUGUGGAUCCGGAGGACAUCUGGGGGCCCAUCGUGUUCUGCACCAUCCUGGUGGCCUUCUCCGGAAUCGUCAUCUACGUCAUCGUGCUCGACAUAUGCAUGGCUCGCGUGUCCUUCAGCACGAGCUCGACCAGCAGCACCAGCGGCGACACCAGCACGGACAGCAGCGACAGUGGAAGCGGCGACACCGUGCUCGCGCCGUUGCCGGAGGGCGACCAAGCCGUGCUCUUGCGCAACGCGGAAAUCGAAGUACAGGCGUGACGUGCAGGCGCUCGGGUAUUCGUGCAGGCGCCCGGCGAGCUGCGUCUACGACGUCCGAUAGGCUCAAGGUUGCAGCGCGCGUCAAAAUUGCGAGAACGUCCUUAACUACAUAUAUGCUGAGCGGUUCGAUGGAAAUUAAAGUUGAUCAGCUUUUCCUUGCGAA
This is a messenger RNA of Dermacentor silvarum, 1353 nucleotides long. RefSeq lists its product as uncharacterized. The coding region runs from base 207 to 1190 and encodes 327 amino acids. Gene Ontology annotation, molecular function: protein binding. The record is from RefSeq and is a predicted model, not a curated record. The transcript has 5 exons. NCBI's taxonomy places the organism in Eukaryota, Metazoa, Arthropoda, Arachnida, Ixodida, Ixodidae.